UACUUAUACGCCAACGCCCAGUUGUGUCGCAUUUCUAUUUCAGAAGUUGUUUCAUUCUAUUGUCAGAAUGAGAUACGCUCGUGGAUUGCUUCUGGUUUGUGCCUGCGCACUCUGCCGCCUGGUUCUCGAAGCAACUGCUGAAUCCGGACGGGCUACCAUUCGGGUAACUCAAGACUAUGACGAAGAUGAAGCCGAAUCGCGAGCAGAAAGUGCGAUUGCUGACUUGGAAGAAGCGGACAAACGAGAAGAGGAAAUAGAUGAGAAAAUACAGUCAAGUCACGAUGCCGCUGAUGAGGCUGAGAUUGAAGAGGAAGUCGCUGAGACAGCAGUUGCUGAAAAAGCCAUCGCUGCCGAAGAUGCAAUGCACAAUGCAUCUCCAGACGGAAAUUUGGAGAGACUCAUGUCCGAACUCGUUGCGGCAACGUACGAAUUGCGCUCGGUCAACCAGAAGCUGAAACUGCUUGACUAAAUCUAAAUCGGUCGAGAGGAAACAAACAAGGCGGGCCCCACGCUGACGGGUAGUCAGAGGAAGGCGUGGAACAAAUCGGAGCCACUUCGUCAGAAACCAUACAUAGAGAUGGAAAGGAGCGCGUGAACAAUCAAGUGAAAACUUGUCGUACUAAGGAUUAUAGUACAAAGUGUGGUAGCAAACAGGCAAAUUUGGCGAUGCCGUUUCUUUUGUGUGUUAAUAUCUGUGGGGCGUUCCGGAUGUUUAAACCACAAUGCAAAGUCAUGUCACCGGUUAACUGUUCGCGUCUCUGGUUUUCCCCAGUGAAUUGUAGAGACUGCGGCCACUCCAAACGGCAAGCGCACAAACCUUCCAAGCCCGUCUGCAGCAUAA
This is a messenger RNA of Toxoplasma gondii ME49, 841 nucleotides long. RefSeq lists its product as hypothetical. The record is from RefSeq and is a predicted model, not a curated record. The transcript is spliced from 7 exons. Bases 68 to 469 code for a protein of 133 amino acids. NCBI's taxonomy places the organism in Eukaryota, Apicomplexa, Conoidasida, Eucoccidiorida, Sarcocystidae.